Eimeria tenella is the source of this 699-nucleotide messenger RNA. RefSeq lists its product as uncharacterized. The record is from RefSeq and is a predicted model, not a curated record. The transcript has a single exon. The annotation marks the transcript as partial. NCBI's taxonomy places the organism in Eukaryota, Apicomplexa, Conoidasida, Eucoccidiorida, Eimeriidae.
AUGUCGAACUCUCGCAGCCGCUUCAAACAACUGCUAAGAGCUGCAGAGACAGAUUUGGCGUUGCUGACGCGAGCUGUAUGUACACUGCGAGCAGCGAAGAGCAGCAGCAGCAGCAGCAGCAGCUACACCUCCCUGCAGCAGCAGCAGCAGCUGCAGCAGCGCCCCAGCAGCAGCAGCAGCAGCAGCAACGCCGACGCAGAGCCCUCCUGGACUGUCGACUCGCCGCGCUCUGGCUCAACUGCUGCUUCUCUCCACAGCAGCAGCAGCAGCAGCAGCAGCACUGACCCUGACAAGCUGCUGGAGAUUCGGCGCCGCAUAGCAGCAAACUUGGACGCAGCGGAGCUGCUGCUGCCUUCCAUCCGGCCUGCUGCAGCAGGAGCAGCAGGAGGAGCAGCAGCAGCGCAAGGCGCAGCAGCAGCAGCAGCAGCACGGGCGCAGGUGAGGCACUUUUCAGAUUUGCUGCUGGCAGCAAGGCGGGAGUUUGCUGCUGUUGACGCGACGCUGGAGCAGCACAUAGAGCGGCUGUCGCUGCUGCGCAGCAGCAGCAGCAGCAGCAGCAGCAGCAGCAGCGCAGCAGCAGGAGAAGACGAAGAUGCUGCUGCUCUCAAAUUGAAUUUCAACAAAGAAAGUUUUUGCUGCAGCACGAACAAACGCUGCAGCAGCUCGAAGCAAAGUGCAACGCCGAGUGGCAGCAGAACA